This is a messenger RNA of Trichoderma harzianum CBS 226.95, 1332 nucleotides long. RefSeq lists its product as hypothetical. The record is from RefSeq and is a predicted model, not a curated record. Gene Ontology annotation, molecular function: FAD binding. Bases 1 to 1332 code for a protein of 443 amino acids. Gene Ontology annotation, biological process: secondary metabolite biosynthetic process. Lineage: Eukaryota; Fungi; Ascomycota; Sordariomycetes; Hypocreales; Hypocreaceae. The transcript has 2 exons.
AUGACAAGCAAUAACAGCACCACAACGCCCUCUCUGGAGGUGGCCGUUGUAGGGGGUGGCGUCGUCGGUGUCAUGACAGCGCUCGGUCUCAUCCGCCGAGGCAUCAAGGUAACUAUCUACGAACGCUCGUCCAACUGGCAUGAGAUUAGCGCUGGCUUUGCAUUUACCGGCGUGGCCCGAGAGUGCAUGCAGCGCUUGGAUCCCGGCAUCCUCGAUGUGCUGGGUCGCAUCAGUCAGAAGACGGACCCCAACGACUCAAGCACAACCUACUGGAACGCCUACCACCCACAGACAAAGCAGGAAGCCGAGGAUGAGUCGACGUCGCUGCUCUUUCAGCUGCCCGGAAACAAGCUCGCCUUCUGGGGUUGUGUACGCUCGCAAUUCCUGCUGGGCAUGGUCGGCUUACUACCCGAGGGCGUAGCCAAGUUUGGGAAGCAGCUCGUGAGCUAUGAUGACAACGAUGAAAAAGAAAAAGUUGUUCUGCAUUUCGCCGACGGAAGCACCGCCGAGGCAGACGUCGUGCUUGGAUGCGACGGCAUCCACUCGACCACCCGAAAGACGCUUCUCGGGGCUCAACAUCCAGCCACUCGGCCAAGCUACACUCACACAGUCGCCUACCGCACCAUGCUGCCCAUCGAAGCCGGCAUUGCUGCCCUUGGUGAGGACAAGGCAAAGAGAGCGUGUAUGCACUGUGGUCCUAACGCCAACAUGAUGUCUUACCCUGUCAUGAAUGGAACUCUUCUGAACGUUGCCUUCUUUGCCCACGAAUCGUCAGAAUUUCCUGACCCGGAGAAAAUGACGGCUCCGGGCACACGAGAAGAGCUCGAGCGCGUCGUCGUCGGUUGGGGUCCGCAUCUGGUAGAACUUACCAAGCUCUUCCCCGACAACAUGGUCAAGUGGGGGAUCUUUGACAUGGAUGGAAACCCGGCCCCAACAUACGCACGUGGCCGCGUCUGUCUUGCUGGUGACGCUGCCCAUGCCAGCAGUCCAUUCCAGGGCGUCGGAGCCUGCAUCGGCGUUGAAGACGCCCUUGUGCUCUGCGAGGCCUUGGCUGCGGUACAGGCCAGUGAUAACAGUUAUGGUGACGGUGGCAAUCAUAACCAGAGAGAGGCCAUUGAGCACGCACUACAAGCUUACAGCCUGGCAAGGAUAGAUCGUGGCCAGUGGGUUGUGAGAAGCUCACGCGAGUUGGGCGAGAUCUAUCAGUGGCGAUAUGGCCCAACGGGGAGAGACGCCGAGAGGAGCAAGUUGAAGCUUGAGCGAGCUUCCCGAACCGUGUGGGACUAUGAUGUUGAGAAGAUAGUAACAGAGAUAAGAGCUGCAGCAGCUUAA